AUUAUAACAUUUACAAACCCCGAAGGAACACCAAUUUACCGCGCAAGGCACCCACAGCGAGCGCGAUGCUCCGCCCGGCUCUGUUCAUACUGCUCGCCCUGUGCACAUGCACGGGUGCCGUACGCCAGUUUUACCAGGACAACGCGUUCCUUGAGUUGUCUAAAUACAACCCUUUCCCAGACCUGCCGUUUGCUGGCAACGGCACUUGUGGAGAGCCGACCCAGAACGAUGAUGGUACAACCACCGUGAAGUGUCUGGGGCCAGCGCACCCUCUGAAGCCGGGCCAGACAGAAUCAGUGAUGAUGUUUCUGGGAAAUCCCUACCCUGCCGCUGGCAAGGUCAGCGUUCUCAACCUGACGGCGGAGCUUGUGGACGGCGAGAGGCGCCCGGUACCCUUGUCAGACGUGUACGUGCACCAUUACGUCUCCAGCAGCAAGUUUAUUCUGGGCAGUGGCGCGGAGCUGCGUGGAAGCUUCUCGCGGAAGCCCCUGCCGGAGCCCUACUCGCUUGUUGUGGACACCGCUGAUCUCAAGGAGGACCUGAUCAGGUAUACGAACAUACAGCUGAUCAACACCAUCGGCGUCAAGGAGGCCGACAAGCGCGAGUGCCUUGAAUGUUGGUGCAAGGAUAACCCGGACAAGGGUAGUUUUAUGUGCUGCAAGAAUUGUCCGGCUGAGGAGGGCCCAAUUGUGGACUACCACCUGCAAUACUCCGUCACCUACCGGCCUAUCGAGGAGAAUGAUGCGAGCAUCAAAGAGAUUGAUUUCAUCGGAUUCGACAUUGUGGGCGGCCGCGUUGAGUAUGACAUCACUGCACCCCAAGGGCCCAACACAACGCUGCGCCGGGUGUACGAUGCAGUCAUUGACGGAGCAUGCCCACAAAAGAAGCCCUUUGAGGUGGUGCGGUGCACAGCCCACCAGCAUGUCGGCUCCCAGUGUAUGUACCUGUACAACUUGGACACCGAUGACCUCAUCUGCAAAUCAUGCCCGGUCUAUGGGACCCAGCCGGGUGUCCCUGGGGAUGAGGAGGGCUAUGUAGUGAAGAUGACAGACGGAGAGCCGUCUCCGCCGUACCUCAUCGCCCCCGGCACCAACGUGCGCCUCUUCUCCGACUACGACGGGGCUGAGCGCCGCCUGGGGGUCAUGGGCCUGAUGUCAGUGUGGGUGGCGGGUCUUGAGUCCGAAUGUACCGGCCAGUUCGGCGCCAUGUCAAACAUGAUGCCGCCACAAGUGCAGCGCGCGCUGCAAUCCGGAUCUGCGAGCACCAAAGUGUCGCAUUGAGGAGGCAUGAUGUCUGCAGUUGUGAUAUCACUUCUCCUCUGUUGUGGAUGCAGUACCGUUUGAGAUCACCUCGUAUCUAAUGGGAUUGUAUAACAGUUGAAGAAAGCUAGUUAGUAGUCGGUGCAGCAUGGAAUUCACUACUGUGGAUGUGUAGGUGCCUUUAAAUGACCUACUUGGUACAAAUGAUCUUUGUUUGUAAAUCUUCAUAUCAUGAUGAUUAACGAUGUUGUUUAAUUGUUUUGGUCACUGGCUGCAUGCAGUUGCUUGGACCUGUGAGUUGUAAAAAUUUGCCCUAGC
Molecule: messenger RNA, 1577 nt
Organism: Coccomyxa subellipsoidea C-169
Lineage: Eukaryota; Viridiplantae; Chlorophyta; Trebouxiophyceae; Coccomyxaceae
Exons: 11
Coding region: 66-1280 (404 amino acids)
Source: RefSeq, a predicted model, not a curated record